AUGGCUGCUUCUUCGUUCCAUAUGAAGGUACCGGCGCACUAUCUGCCGGCCUACGUUGACAUUCGGCGACUCAAGAAACAACUUGAGGAACUCGUGCACAAUGCACAACGCCAACGCGCCACCGUCCGGCGCCGUCUAGAUAUUCUACAGAGGCCCCGAAUACUGCCCUCAGGCAUGACACAGAAGCCCACUUCGCCAGCAGCUGUAAGCGAGCAUCAAGAUGCGGAGCCCAUUUCGCCCCCAUCAGCGCCUGACCCGUCCCAUAGUCAAAAUAUGUUCUCCGCAGCAGCAGCCGCUGCCCGGGCUGACGAUGGAAUGGCUGGAUCAAGCCUGAGGGCUGAAGCAGAAACGCUCUCGCUGCUACCGGGUACGCUCACUGUUGAGCACAGAAUUGAGGACUCUUAUCGGAGUGCCGCUUGUAACGGGUUUGCCAUCGAUGUCGAAAUGUAUUUCAGUUCAUUAUGGUACUUCGUCCUCAUACCGGGGCACGGCAUUUCUGUGUACCUCAUGGCGACGCAGGAAGAAAGUCUUCAAGGAGAUGAAGAACAACUCAUUGAAGAACAAUCCGCUGGUAAGGUAGCUGCAUUUGGCAAGGUGAAGGUGCGUGCGCAGUGCUUAAUUGUGAGGCAUUUGCCAUUCCUCGUCUUCGGGACAUCUGACAAAGAGUUGGAGGCUUCAUUGCUUGGUCCGGAUGCUACUGCAGAAGGGCACAACAUUGGGGCCCUUAAUCUUGCACCCACACAGAUGGUGGCCUCAGUGUACUUUGAUAGUUCAAGUGCCUACAGCUACGAACGUCGCAUACGGAGGUUUGAAGGCGCCCAACUGCUGCGGUUUCGUUGGUAUGGCACCAACAACAAUGGCCCUGACGAGGACAUCUUCAUUGAACGGAAAACUCAUCACGAGUCUUGGAGCGGCAUGAGCAGCACUAAAGAGCGGUUUGUGGUCCCUCAGCGGUUGGUUGCGCCCUACAUGCUGCUUCAGCGAAGUGCUCGAGAUCUUUUGCUUGAGGCCUCGGGCUUCCAGUUGCCAUCAGUUGAUAGUGGAACAGCUUCAAAGCCCUCAAGCUCUCGUGAGCAUAGUGGCCACCCUUUUCUUGUGGCCAGUGAUGCUGAGGAAAGUGCCGCUGAUGCGUACAUUGCCAGAAAUGGAAAACUGAGAAAAGCCAUUGAGCUGGGGGAAGAGAUACAGCAGGCAAUCGCAGGACACAAUUUGCAACCGAUGCUGCGGACGAGUUACCUAAGAGCAGCCUUCCAACUGGCCACUUCAAAUGCCGUGCGUAUUUCCCUGGACACAAACCUGUGCAUGGUCAACGAGUACAGGCCGCAGAGGCAGGAAGAUGGCGGUUUCAAUUGGUGCCGGCUUGCAGACGAAUUGCUAGGCAGGGACGAAGUUGUGCGCUUUCCUUAUGCCAUUCUCGAAGUGAAGGUACAACAGCAACCGCCACCUGCUUGGGUGCAGUCGAUGCUCUUAUUAUCAGACGCGACACUGGUUUACAAGUUCUCCAAAUUUCAACACGGAAUGGCAUUUUUGCAUCGCGACAAGAUCUCCAGCGGGCUGCUGCCUCAUUGGUUGCAGAGUCCGCAAUCUGGGCAGCGCCAAAAGCACGAAGAACAGCUCUCAGCGUAUAAGAAGCGCAGUACACUUGGCGUGCCCCCACUAGGUGGUUCACUCUUUGAGUCGUUGCGCAAUAGCCCCGAUAGCCUUUUGACACCUCUAACCCGCAGUCUGGCGGAACAGCACGUGCCAAGGUUUUUGACUUCUGACGCUCUUGGAACAGAGAGGCGGAGCCUCUUCCCUGUAGGCGAAAGCGAAGCACUGGUCGCAGCCGAUGCAGACUGGGAGGAUAUGACGGCGACAGCUGCGCAGCGCACCUUUUUUUGGCUGAGGGCGCAACAAAAACUGCAGCUGCAACAGGCGCCACGGGCAAUUGGGCAGGAGGUGUCUGCUGAGGGGGAGUUUGAAGAUGACCGCCCCCGGGCAAACAGCGCCAGCAGUGCAGAUUCGGUGCGCCAGCGUUUGGCUCGCCGGCACAUUCGCACCGUCAAGAAGAUUGACCCCAAGACGUCCUUUGCAGCGGAGCGCACAUUUUUGCACUACAUCCAGAAGGGGCUUUACUUAGCAGGAGCAAGUCUUGCGCGAGUCGCAAAGGCAGGCGCAGCCAACGUGCAGCAACGCGUAGAUUCGCAAUGGGGGCCCUUGCUGGCGUUUUUCGCUGCCGGUGUGGCCACUUUUUUGGUGCUGGUUCUUCAGGUGGAUGUCAACUUAAGGAGUGUUUUGAAGCAUGAACAGGCAGAACAUUCAGCAGUCUACAGACAGAAGCGGCAUGCAGAACCGAAUUUGACGCGACAACGUGUGAACGAGCUGUAA
Messenger RNA from Eimeria maxima, 2367 nucleotides. RefSeq lists its product as hypothetical. The record is from RefSeq and is a predicted model, not a curated record. The coding region runs from base 1 to 2367 and encodes 788 amino acids. The transcript has 15 exons. NCBI's taxonomy places the organism in Eukaryota, Apicomplexa, Conoidasida, Eucoccidiorida, Eimeriidae.